Molecule: messenger RNA, 489 nt
Organism: Aspergillus affinis
Lineage: Eukaryota; Fungi; Ascomycota; Eurotiomycetes; Eurotiales; Aspergillaceae
Exons: 3
Coding region: 1-489 (162 amino acids)
Source: RefSeq, a predicted model, not a curated record
AUGGCCGAAGCAACUCACACCUUCGAUCCUCAGGGCGAGGUCAUCAUAGUGUUAAAAUGCAUAAGCCAUCCAUUUGCUCCUUAUGGCGGACAGAAAAGAAAGCGAAGAUCAGAAAAGAGGGAGGUAGCUCGCAAGAAGAAAAAGGUGCAUGAGGCUUCUAACGCCAGGGGUUGGAAAGAAGGAACCAGUCUGCUGGAGAUGGGUUCGGUGGAAAUAACAGCAGACGGCUGGGACCUCGAAGCGUUUUUGAUCUUGAUGAACAUUUUCCACGCUCGCCCUCAAAAGGUACCCAAAGUUGUCAACCUCAAGUUGCUAGCCAAAGUCACCGUUCUGGCAGACUACUACGAGUGUCAAGAAUCAGUCCAAUACUUCGCCUUAAAGUGGUUCAAGCUUCCAGAUGAUGAGUUUUUCCCAAGUGAUCACCGUGAUCUGAUGCUCACCAUAUGGAUUGCCUGGGUCUCAAACUAUCGUCCGCGUUCAAAAAGUUGA